AUGGCGGAACUUAUCGAGCUUAAUGUAGGCGGCUGCCUGUACACCACGACGAAGUGGACACUGACUCGCGACCCGAACUCCUGGCUGGGCAGAAUGUUCAGUGUGCCAGACAAUAUUCCCGUCCGAGUAAACGGAGCUUACUUCAUCAACGGAGACGGGCCCAUCUUCCGCCACGUCCUCAACUUCCUCCGACGGGGCAGGCUGAUUCUACCGGAGGACUUCAAGGAGUGGGACCUGCUGGCUACGGAGGCCAACCACUACCAAGUCGGGGCUUUGGUGGAGGCAGUAAAGAAGGAAAAGUAUCAGAGGGUCAUAGAGAUAUCUGCAAUUCCAAACGUGAGCUACACAUACACUGGCAGCAGUAGUAUCCUAGAGAAAAUACCAUCGCUUGUUGAUUUUUUCAAACCGUACCAGUCCGCUCCACCUCAAGUUAUCACAGGCGGGCAGGUCACCCUCACAGUAAAACCAGCUGGUGGGAAGCCUCACUCUACGGCCGAGACUCUCCACCGUAGAUUUGAACACAAUCUGGUGGCGAUCAUCCAGGAGAUAGAACGGCUUGGGUUCCAAGCGGAGAAAGAGACCUGCACAAUGAACAAUUCCAGGCAACAGGAGGAACUCCGCUUGACCUUUUUCCGGCGCAUUGGUGGUUAA
Molecule: messenger RNA, 651 nt
Organism: Patiria miniata (bat star)
Lineage: Eukaryota; Metazoa; Echinodermata; Asteroidea; Valvatida; Asterinidae
Product: BTB/POZ domain-containing protein KCTD6-like
Exons: 1
Coding region: 1-651 (216 amino acids)
Biological process (GO): protein homooligomerization
Molecular function (GO): protein binding
Source: RefSeq, a predicted model, not a curated record